Pyrgilauda ruficollis (rufous-necked snowfinch) is the source of this 486-nucleotide messenger RNA. Its product is annotated as acrosin-like. Gene Ontology annotation, molecular function: serine-type endopeptidase activity. The transcript has 3 exons. Lineage: Eukaryota; Metazoa; Chordata; Aves; Passeriformes; Passeridae. Bases 1 to 486 code for a protein of 161 amino acids. The record is from RefSeq and is a predicted model, not a curated record. Gene Ontology annotation, biological process: proteolysis; acrosome reaction.
AUGGUAUAUCUGGUGAUUGGCGCCACCCAGUUGACUAAGCCAGGACAUGGAGCACAACUGCGACGGAUUAAGAAGUUAGUGCGUCAUGAACAUUAUAAUCCAAGUGACAAAAGUAAUGACAUUGCCUUGCUGGAACUGAGCAAGCCUGUUGACUGCAAUCCCUAUGUCCAGCUGGCCUGUGUGGCUGACCCCACCCUAAACCUGUCAGAGCUGCAGAACUGCUGGGUGGCAGGUUGGGGUUCUACUGCUGCCAGAGCUCAAAACUCAAGUGAUGUCCUACAGGAGGCCAAGGUCCAGCUCAUUGAUGUCCAGCUCUGCAACAGUAGUGGAUGGUAUGCAGGGAAAGUCCACAUCCACAACGUGUGUGCUGGUUACCCUCACGGCCGCAUCGACACCUGCCAGGGUGACAGUGGUGGUCCUCUCAUGUGCCAGGACAACCAUGCUGAUUACUGGUGGGUUGUUGUAAGAAGGAAUUCCGGAUUGUGA